Antrostomus carolinensis (chuck-will's-widow) is the source of this 3772-nucleotide messenger RNA. Its product is annotated as KIAA1217 ortholog. The record is from RefSeq and is a predicted model, not a curated record. Gene Ontology annotation, cellular component: cytoplasm. The annotation marks the transcript as partial. The transcript is spliced from 11 exons. Lineage: Eukaryota; Metazoa; Chordata; Aves; Caprimulgiformes; Caprimulgidae.
UGAGCUGGAGGCAUUUGUUGAAGACCUGAAGAGGGACUCCACUGCUUCCAGCAAGACAGUUACACUGAAAGAUGUUGAAGAUGGAGCCUUUCUUUUGCGUCAAGUGGGAGAAGCUGUUGCCACCCUGAAAGGAGAAUUCCCAACAUUGCAGAAUAAAAUGCGUGCGAUCCUCAGGAUUGAGGUAGAAGCUGUGAGGUUCCUAAAGGAAGAACCACACAAGCUAGACAGCUUGCUGAAACGUGUGCGCAGCAUGACUGAUAUCCUUACCAUGCUCAGGAGACAUGUUACAGAAGGACUGCUGAGGGGUGUGGAUCCAUCCCAAGCUUUGCAAUACCCUGCUAUGGAAAAGGCCACUGCAGCUGACGCCCUGAAAAACCAGGAGGAGCUCAAGCAUGGCCAGGGACAUGCACAGCAAAACUUCACAGCAAUCACAUCAGAGUCCCAGGUGUCGUCAGUCAAGUCAGAAGUCGUCCCCUUCUCAACAAUGACAGUCCAUCAUGUACAGAGCUCACCUGUUGUCAUCCAUCAGUCUCAACACUCCUCAGCCCUGGUCAACCAUGCCCAGGGUUCACCCACUGCAACCAGCCACAGCGAAGGUGGGCCAGCAAGUGGCCACCUCUCAGCCACCUCGCCAGCCCCCCUGCAAGAGCCUGCAACAAGUUCCCAGCCCACACAGGCCACACCAGCACCACAGGUCUCUGUCAAUGGCGCCACCAUGCAAAGUCUUUUCAUUGAGGAAAUUCACAGUGCAAGUACCAGAAACCGAGCUGUAUCAAUUGAGAAAGCUGAAAAGAAAUGGGAAGAGAAAAGACAAAACCUUGAUCACUAUAAUGGAAAGGAAUUUGAAAAGCUCUUGGAAGAGGCCCAGGCCAAUAUAAUGAAGUCAAUUCCUAACCUGGAGAUGCCUCCCCAGCCAGCAGCCCUGCCAAAAGGGGAUGCAGUGGAAAAGCUAGAAGUUUCAGAAGAAGUUCCUGAUGGAGAACAGGAUAAUGACAAACUGACCAAGUCUCCACCUCCUCCACCUCCGCGGCGCAGUUACCUGCCAGGUUCAGGACUAACCACAACGAGAUCAGGAGAUGUCAUCUAUGCAACCAGAAAAGAGGCUGCAGUUGUCAAGGAAAGCAGUGAAGAUGCUGGGCAAGUAGCACAACCCAAAGCCCCUAAAGAGGAUCAGGCAUUGUCUCAGAGCACAGGGCAUGCUAUAGCAUCAGUGGCAAAAGAUGAAGAGGAAGAAGAAGGAGAUAAAAUAAUGGCAGAAUUACAGGCUUUCCAGAAGUGCUCUUUUAUGGAUGUAAACUCAAACAGUCAUGCUGAACAGUCCAGAAAUGAUACACAUGUUAAAGACAUAAGGCCUGGGACUUUAAUGCAUCACAAGGAAAAGAAGAAUUUGUAAUUUUGCCCUGAAGAAAGACAGGAAUCAGAUGCCAACUUCAGCCAUGCCUCUGCAGCAGUAAAUGGAGUGGUGUAUGGGGCUACAACAGGAUCUCCCACAGAUAGUGACCAUCCUAAAGAGAAGAGGGAAGGGAAAACUGAAGAAGAAUUGGGUUCUGAUUCAUCCAGCACAGCUGACAGUAAAAUUGGCUUUUCAAUGAAUGACAGUCCUACAUUUAGCAAGGGUUUGUUUGUAGACAGUAGAGACUAUUCUAAGAAAAACCUCCAGAAUACAAGCGCUAACCUGUCUGGUGUCAGUUUGCCAGAGGAUGACAAACGAAGAGGGGCUCAAGAUAUUUCAGGAUCCCAUUUUCCAGCUGUUGAAACUGGGAAACAAAAGUCAAAGUAUGGACUUUUACAAGAUGCUCGCCAGGGUCUGCCACAGGGUGAAGUCUUGCAGGCCAUGGGCAAGCAUAUCCCCAUCAGCAGUGUUGCCCCUCUCAUGAGGCACACACAGGAGGCUACGGAGCCUCAACCUUCCUUGCAGGAGCAAGAAGCUUCUGCAGUUAACUACAAUCAGGUUGUGCUAAGACCCAAAGUGGCCAGAAGUAACAGUGUGAACAGCCUUGAAGAGACAGACUCUCCAGCUAGCUCUCCGAGUGAAGACAACCCACCCACAGAAAACAUCGCCUUCAUGAUUACCAAAACAGCUGUCCAGGUCCUCUCAAGUGGGGAAGUUCAUGAUAUAGUCAGCCGGAAAGGCGGAGAUGUGCAAACAGUGAACAUCGAUGUGAGGAAGGACAUGGCGUUGGAGAAGGGCAUCCCAGAAAACACAGACAGUGAAGAGCCAGUGGUGUGUCUGGACAAAAAACCCGUCAUCAUAAUUUUUGAUGAACCAAUGGAUAUUAGGUCAGCGUAUAAACGACUUUCUACAAUUUUUGAGGAGUGUGACGAGGAGUUGGAGAAAAUGAUGACAGAGGAAAAGAUAGAAGAGGAAGAGGAGGAGGAAGAAAAUGAAGUACAUGAAAUCUCUGAGAGCCAGAAGAAAGAGCUACCAGUAGUUAAUGACAGAAAAGCAAUCGCAGAGUAUUCAACAGAGACUCACAGUCUCAACAAGCAGUACAUAUUUAACCUUCACUCUUCCUCUGACCCUGUAGAAACCAGACCUCCUGCAGAGGAAGAAAGCACAAAGACAAAUUUUAACAAAUACCGCCAGAUCUAUGGGCUAAACACAGAAGCAAACUUGGACUCUGCUGAUCAGUUUGGAAGCAGGCAGGAUUCUAAGAAAAAAUUUAAGUUCAAAUUCCCCAAAAAGCAGCUGGCUGCUCUGACGCAGGCGAUACGGACAGGAACCAAGACCGGGAAGAAGACUUUGCAGGUUGUGGUCUAUGAAGAAGAGGAGGAAGAUGGAACCCUGAAGCAGCAUAAGGAAGCAAAGAGAUUUGAAAUCACCAGGUCCCAGCUAGAGGACAGUGACAGAAGUCCUUCUGGGAAGCAAGAGGGAUCCCCUGGAGCUGCAGUGUCCCUGUCUAGGACUGACGAAAUUCGGCAGAGUACAUACCGAACGCUAGACAGCCUUGAGCAGACUAUAAAGCAGCUGGAAAACACCAUCAGUGAAAUGAGUCCAAAAUCUAUCCCUGAAAGCACAUACAGCUCUGAGGGAAGCACUGUCCCCUUCUCUGCCCAGAUAGUACCAGAGACCCCACCCCGAGAGCUUGUAGUGCUGGAUGAGAGCCUUGCUGGCAUAGAGCCCCCUCCGGCAAUCCCAGCCACUUCACGUAAGGGCUCCAGCGCUGCCUCCCAGACAAGCCGGAUGCCGGUCCCCAUGGCUUCAAAAACUAGACAAGGAAGCACGGAGAAAGCAGGCAAACAGCACAAGCUGCAGGAUCCACGCCAAUACAGACAGGCUAAUGGAAGUGCUAAGAAAGCUGGUGGGGACUAUAAGGCUACUUCCCCUACCCUACCUGCUUCUAAGAUCCCAGCCUUUUCUCCCACUUCUGGGAAAAGCAGCUCAGCACCUGCUUCUAGCAGUGACAGCUCUAACCCUCUUAAUCCACCCACUAAAACCUCUAUUCCUUCCUCUAACCUUCUCGGUCCUCAGGCAGGUCGCAUAACUUACUCUACCUCCCUCAUCCCCUCUGUCUCUAAUGGCUCCUCCAAGUUUCAGAGCCCCACUUACCCAGGGAAAGGUCACCAUCUCUCCUUCUCACUACAGACUCAAAAUGGCCGGCCACCCCCUCCUUCCUCCUCUACCUCCCCCCCCUCCUCUACCUCUCCCACUUCACUGAACCAAGGUAUGAAGAGCAUCAGGACAAUCCACACACCUAGCUUCACCAGCUACAAGGCACAGAACGGAAAUGCCGGCAAGUCCACCCCAUCCACGGCCAAGGAGCCAUCCUAA